Osmerus eperlanus (European smelt) is the source of this 1878-nucleotide messenger RNA. RefSeq lists its product as uncharacterized. The record is from RefSeq and is a predicted model, not a curated record. NCBI's taxonomy places the organism in Eukaryota, Metazoa, Chordata, Actinopteri, Osmeriformes, Osmeridae. The transcript has 8 exons. Bases 1 to 1878 code for a protein of 625 amino acids.
AUGCAAGAGGGGAAGCUUCAUCUCACGGUCAUUCACAAUAUCCUGAAUCGUGGAUAUCCAAUGCUUGGCAAUACCAGUAUUGUUGAUGCACCGCAGGCCUUGAGCGUACAGGUCCACGCGCCUCGGCCUACAACAGGUGACGGGGCGUCCCCAGCCCCAACGAGGGACACGGCAUCCCCAGCCCCAACGCCCAGGGCGUUCCCAGCCCCAAGGCCGUGGGCGUCCCCAGCCCCAACGCCGUGGGCAGCCCCAAAGCCCCGGGCGUCCCCAGCCCCAACGCCGUGGGCAGCCCCAAAGCCCCGGGCGUCCCCAGCCCCUCCGAGGGAGGAGAAGGAGGACAGGGCUCUCCCAUUCAAAGCCCCCCUCCUCCCGGAGCCGAGGGACAGUGCUGAGUUGUGCCCCCCUGGCUGGCGGGGCACACUCAGCACUGGCCAGCAACAGUGGAUCGGCCGGGUGCUCUUCGUGUGGAAGAACAACCGAGCGGAGGUUCGUCCAGAUCUCCAGCUCUGGUACGAGCCUCCGCAGCCCCGGCCGGUCCACAGCCAGCCACCCGCAUCGCCAGACGCCUUCUUCGCUUGUCGGCUGUUUCUCUGGAUGCCCGUUCGCUUAUGGGCAUUCAAGCUGACAUGCCCCCAGCCUGCCUGCCAAGGCAACAUGCACAAGGCUGGGGUGUACACCAAGACUAUCCGGAAAGUCUUAGACAUCAAUGCUUGGUAUCUCAUGGCCACUGAGUACCUUGCAUGCUCUCUUUGUACGAAGAAGGUUGUGGCAUGGUCGCAGGGCAUCGUGAGGCAGCUGGACGCAGCACACCGCUGCCUGUUUCCGGCUGUCCUCACCUACAAGUUGUCCUGCGACCUGCGGGUUGUUUCGAUGCUGAGGGAGUGCGCUUUGGGGAACAGCGCCACUCAGCUUCACACCAAGCUGUGCAAGAGCCACAGCGAAGCCUGGAUGCGGCGCGCAAUGCAGUAUCUCGACGAGUGCGAGCCCUUUCUGGGCCGCCUUCAGCGGAGGACGAGGGCUUCGAAGAGGCGGGGGAGGACGUGGACCCCACCAUCUUCCACGUCGACCUCUUCCCGCCUCAGCCACACACCGCCUCAUCCUCCGGCCCUACGGCGGCCUCUCGGUCGGGGUAUCCCGCUGGCGCACCCGGGUCUGGUCCAUCGACGUCGACAUCGGUUCCGAGCACCCCCCCUGACGACCACGGCAUCGCCCCUCCUGAGGCCCCGGACGCAAAGGCAGACGCACCUCAGCGCUCCUCCUCCGACUCUGAGGUGGGUGUGUGACCUUCCGGGGCUAUCCGACAGCAGGGUAGACAGGCUGACGGCGCUCUGGCACACUCUGCCAGAGGCCGACAAGCGCCGCCUGGUCUACCCUGCCAGAGACCAGGAGAGGCUAGUCAGGGGGAGGUUCAAGACUGCAAAGACUCCCGGCGUGGCCGGGAGAGAGUCUUUAGCACGAUGCAUGCUCGGAACAGCCUCCGGCCCUGCAAACUGGUCGGACGCGAGCCGCCUGGUCGAGGCCGUUUGCAGCCAGCUCUGCCGUCUCCAACCCAGCGCCGCGCUGUCCGCCGGUGUCCGGAAGUCGCGGUGGACCCUCGUGCUGGCGGACUACGCGGCCAUACGAGAGGCAGUGCUGAACAGCCGGAGGCUGAUGGACCAGACCCAGCUCCAGCUCUUUGAGCUAAAUCCGAGGACCCUGUCCCAAUGGGGAGAGCAAUGUACGGCAUGCGUCAGAGGGAGUGGGCAGUCCUUCUUCAAGGCCUGGCCCCAGCUCCCGGGCCAGGCCUUGCCGCCCAGCCUCGACGUCCCAGGACAUUGCCUGGCCACCCGCCGCUCCCCGGGGGAUCCGAUUGAGCCGCUACUUGGCCGUGACCCAUAA